AUGAGAGCGCUUCGCCAGCUACUUGCAACAAAAGACUUCGAUGCCUGGUCGUAUUCUAUUUUCUGGCCGCAAAUGAGGGAGGAGCUCCCCCUCCUUGAUAUAGUAAAUUCAACAGUGGAAGAUAUCAAAUUCGCUUACAAUGCGUGGUCCCUACUCAGACUAAAUAUGUUCUUCGGCAUGAGGCAUCCUACUGUACUAAGUGGGCUUGUGAACACUAGGCCAUCAAUGGAUAUAACGUGUAGAGGCAAUAGAAUAUUCUACGAGCAUGCGACCGUAAAUGGAAGUUUAAGUUCCAAUAGAAUUAAAGUUGCGCUGACACUUCCGGGCCCCAAGGCGCAACCCAUUCAACUAUUUCCUUGGGAGGAAGUAAUCAGUAAAAGCAUCGCUUCAAUAGAAAAUAGGGGUAUAGAAUUGGUGUUGGGAAUGGAAAAUGGCAUGUCUGAGGCAGUUUCUAGUCGAUGUAACUACCAUGUUUUUAUUCCUCAAUAUGGAUCAAUUGGCUCCUUAUCAAUGCUAUCCGCGCUUUCGAUUGCCAUUCAUACAGCCCAUACCGCUUACUAUUGUCUGCAAAAAAGCACAAACGACGCAGGACUCUUAAAAAAUACAACUAUAGGGUGUACUUCUGGAAGCAAUAACUUAUAUCGUGUUGCUAAAACACUGCCACAAGAGUCAAAUACAGUAAAGAGUUCUGUUGAGCAGACGCGUGCCGUUCUAAAGGAAAGGAGAAAAUCGUAUGCCCUUCAAAUUGCUAUAAUCAUGCAUAACGACCUUGGUGAUCGCAAUAUUGGAGCAGUUAUAAGAAAUGCGAAUGUCUUCAAUUGUGAGCAAAUGAUUAUUCUUAAUCGACGACGUUUCAACAAACGUGGUGCCAUUGGAACCCAGCACGUACUUGAUUUGAACUACUAUAAGGAUAUAAAUGACCCAGCACUGGAAUACAUACUGAGGGUGUAUGUCGUUUGGUUAUUAUACCCAUAUUACCCGUAUCUUCAAAUUUACUCAAAUUUACAUCCAAAUGGAUUUAAUUCCGGACCCUUUAUUCAACAUGGGAAUGAUGAACUCAAAAGUUGGCAAUCAACCAAGCAUCAUUUAACUCGGGAGCACCCUCUUAUUCAAUGGUUUCCACACCUCUUGAAUAGUGAACUUUAUCUAGAUGAUGAAAACACUCUCUUAUUAGCAAUUGAGGAAACGAAGCGGAAGGGAUACAAAGGUAUAUUGCUUGCCGUACCCGAAGAAGGCACAUCUCCUCAUCCACAGCUAGCUCAUAUAAGUUCGCGGACCCUCUUCAUUACUCACCCAAAUUAUCUCAACCUGAACGUGCAACGUGGACUAAACGCUGCUCUUGCAACAUCAAUCGCCCUUGAAAGAAUACGUUUUUGUAUAACCCAUCUAUCCUAA
Messenger RNA from Phytomonas sp. EM1, 1395 nucleotides. Lineage: Eukaryota; Euglenozoa; Kinetoplastea; Trypanosomatida; Trypanosomatidae. The record is from the annotation of a GenBank genome assembly.